AUGGCGGCUCUGCCCGGGUGGACCCACAGACCGACCACGCUCGUGGGAACAAUUAUGGAUUGUCUACUCAACACAAAAAUUCAAGCUGUGGCAGACAGCUCUAAAAACGGCCAAAAACAAGAAGAGGCUGAGAAAGGAGAGGGCAAAGACAACGGGAGGUUUACGGCUGCUACCAUCAACCAGCCAAUAGUACAGUGUACCGACAUCUUACAGACGCCGAGGAGCACCAGCCUGAAGGACAAGAGAGGUGCACGAGACAGGUCGGCACUAAGAAUAGGGGACGGCGUAAAGCUAUCGGUCGUCCCAAAAGUGAAAGAUCGAGCCGCACCGAGGCGUAGGAAGCAGGAAGAGGACGACGAUUCGGGGUCCGAGUCGGUGAUCUCCGUUGAUUUGACGCCAUCAGCCAGCAACCGUGCUGACCGGCCUGUGCGGCAGAAGGGAAGGCCACCAACAACGGGAGAGUGCGUGGGCCUUGCAGAGACCCACGAACGCCACAAUGAGGCGAAAAGGAAGUCGUUGGUGCUAGACAGACAGCUCAGGGUAUUCGACGAGUCGCUCCCGGCACCGGGCCCCUGUCAGGCGAGUAAGCGCUUGACGGCGGUGGAGCACUUGUCGCGCGAGGUGCGCUGGUUGCCGUCCAUGGAUUUGUUCGCGGAAAUGUUGAAGAACGCAGACGUUAUUAGGCCAGUGGCGGCCUGCUCCCAAAAGUUAAAAGGGACGAACGUUCGUAUCCUCCAGAUCGCGUCGAACACGAUAGAGGCGUACACGGCCGAGCUGGCGAAACGGCCAGUGUCUAGACUCGCUCAGGCGCGUGCGGACAGGGACGAGGAGAUGGAGUGCCUGAAACGGCAGAUCCGCGAGGCAGGCGAACAGCGCAGGCAGAUGGUCGCUGAGCUGCCUGCGCUGAAGAAGCAGAUGGAGGAGCUGCGGGAGGGGUCCGCGAUACCCGGAACAGUCACCAGCCCCGUAGCAACCGUGCCACGGAGAAGAACGGAAACGAGAAGGAGAUUGUCGUCAUCCUCCUCGGAACGCGAGGACAACAAGAGACGACAACUGAGCGCGGUGGGGGCAGAAGCGCCCACACCAACGACGGGCCCUCGGCGCGAGCCACAUGAGCAGUUGAUAGCGCCGAAACCGACGACAGUCGACCGAGAGAUAGUGGCGGCAGAUAAGCCGACGGAGCAGAAUCAGGAAGCGGGCCUGGAAACAGUGGUGGCCAUCCUGAUUCGAAAAAUGGAAGAGCUCGCCGCCGCGACGGAGGCACAGCGGAAGCCACAGGAGCAGAAGAUAGUGGCGGAACCGACGAAGGUCGAAAGAAGGCCAGUGGUGACCGACAAAGCCACAGAGAAGAGGCAAGAAGCGGGCCUGGAGACGGUGGUGGCCACCCUCAUCCAAAGGGUAGAGGAGCUGGCCGCUGAAGUCAGAGGAGGAAAGGCCGGUAAUGCCCAGGCCGCGGCGGGCAGGGAAGGCCAAGCCAAACAGGCCAAGCCACCAUCGAGGAGGUCUUCGGUGGCGCGUAAGUCCGCGACGCGCCCUGGUCAAGAGGCGGGCCCGGCCAACCCGCCACCCAAACCCGCCCCCACAGGAGAGACGUGGGCGACUGAGGUGGGGCGGAAAGCGAAGCGCGCGGCGAAGAAAGCCCAAGCGGCCGUAAAGAUAGGCCCAGCCAAAGGACCGCAGACCGCGGCGAAGACGGCGAAGAAGAGUGCGGGUGCCGGAACUGCUAAGCCGGCAGCGGCGACAGUGAACAAGCCGAGGGCAGCCACCGGUGGACUCAUCCUUGGCAUCCCUGGGGAGCAGUCAAAGGCAAAGGCAGAGAAGCUCGCAGAGAGAUUGUAG
Messenger RNA from Megachile rotundata (alfalfa leafcutting bee), 1839 nucleotides. RefSeq names its product enolase-phosphatase E1-like. The record is from RefSeq and is a predicted model, not a curated record. NCBI's taxonomy places the organism in Eukaryota, Metazoa, Arthropoda, Insecta, Hymenoptera, Megachilidae.